CCCGUAGUCCGCUAAGGCUCAUGGGUUAUCCGGAAAGAUGGCUCCUGUCAUCGAUUGCUAUAAGGAUGUUUAGGAUGUAAAAUAAUAGCCGUUCGGAAAGUGAUAUAUUCGGUGCUGAAGCGGUGGCGCCUGUGAGCAGCUCUAUACACGAUGAAGCCCGGAAAAGUGAAGACCUGUUACGCAGAGCGGGACUUGGUGUACAGCUUCCAUGCAGGAUCACAGAGCUUCGUCCUCACCGUCCCUCUCCAGUUUCCCGUCCAAGAAAACCUCGAUCACUUACACGGACGUCUGAUGCUCCUGCACGACCUGCCCUGUUUCAUAGAAGAAGACCUGAAGAAGUCCCUGAUCCAGUUUGUUGAGGAGGAAACCAUUAAAGAUUUUGACAGAGAAGCCGAGCAGGCCCUAGAAGCGGUGAACUUGGGUCAGGUGGAUGUUGGAACCUUGGCCAGUACCUGGAUGACAGCGUAUACAGAGACAACACUAGAACAUGCCCGUCCGGAGGAUCCGAACUGGGACGAGGAUUUUGCCGACAUUUAUCAUGAUCUUAUCCACUCCCCGGCCUCUGAAACACUACUGAACCUGGAGCACAACUACUUUGUAAGCAUCUCGGAGCUCCUAGGAGAAAGAGACGUGGAGCUGAAGAAGUUACGAGAGAGGCAAGGUUUGAAGAUGGAUAAAGUGAUGCAAGAAUUGGGCAAGUCAUUAAGUGACCAAGAUGUCAACUCAGUAGCAUCUCAACAUUUUGAAUCUCAACAGAUGCUGGAAAAUAGAUGGAGCACAGAGCUGAAGCAGUUAUCUACAAUCCAGAAGCAGGAAUAUCAGGAGUGGGUGAUAAAAUUACACCAAGACCUCAGGAAUCCAAACAACAGUUUUAUAAGUGAUGAAAUUAAAGUGCAGCCAAAUCGCUUCCAAGAAUCUGCUGAUUCAAGUCAACCUCUGUAUGAGGAGCACAGGCAGAUGGAGGAAAGCUUUACCAUACACUUGGGUGCCCAGUUAAAGACCAUGCAUAACCUGAGGCUGCUGAGGGCUGACAUGCUGGACUUCUGCAGACACAAGCGCAGCCACCGCAGUGGAGUGAAGCUGCAUAGACUACAGACCGCCCUCUCCUUGUAUUCGACCUCCUUGUGCGGCCUGGUCCUCUUGGUGGACAACCGCAUUAAUUCAUAUAGUGGGAUUAAAAGAGAUUUUGCCACCGUCUGCCAGGAGUGCACCGACUUCCAUUUCCCACAGCUCCAGGAGCAGUUGGAUGUGGUUCAGCAGGUGGUGCUAUAUGCCAGGGCACAGAGGAACCAAAAGGCAAAGCACCAACAAGAGACAAGUAAUGGAAGUGAAGGACGCAGCGACAAGGUGAAAAAUGCCGAGCGCAACCAGUCUAAUUUAUUACCUGGGGAAUUUUAUGUGUCCAGGCACUCCAACCUCUCUGAAACUCAUGUGGUUUUUCACCUCUGUGUGGACGAUAAUGUAAGAAGCGGCAAUAUAACCGCCCGCGAUCCCGCAAUUAUGGGUUUGAGAAACAUCCUGAAGGUGUGCUGUACCCACGAUAUCACUACUAUCAAUAUCCCUCUGCUCCUUGUCCAUGAAAUGUCUGAGGAAAUGACUAUACCAUGGUGCCUGAAGAGAGCCGAGCUGGUGUUUAAGUGUGUGAAAGGUUUUAUGAUGGAAAUGGUUUCCUGGGAUGGGGGUGUUUCGAGGACAGUGCAGUUUCUUGUUCCUCAGAACAUCUCAGAAGAAAUGUUUUACCAGCUGAGCAAUAUGCUUCCUCAGAUCUUCAGAGUCUCGUCCACACUCACCUUGACGUCUAAACGCUGAAGCCAGAGACCAAAAUGUGUCCGUGAAAUAUUUAAGCUCAUACAGAAGCAGCCAUUUUGUAUUAAUGGCUAUGCUGCCAUCAGUGGUGAUGGUUGCUUCUUAACUUCAAGGAUGUGACAAGUCUAGGGAUAUGGCAUAAUACAACUAGGGUUCCUGGACCCUACACAGCUGACAGUAUAGGCAUUAGUAGGAGCCAUGGUGGUCUACAUGUAUAUCAUGAUAUAAAGUACUAAUAAACACUCCAGUACAAUGAUGGUUUCUGUA
Bufo bufo (common toad) is the source of this 2073-nucleotide messenger RNA. RefSeq names its product chromosome 1 C12orf4 homolog (gene FERRY3). The record is from RefSeq and is a predicted model, not a curated record. The coding region runs from base 151 to 1809 and encodes 552 amino acids. Gene Ontology annotation, biological process: regulation of mast cell degranulation. Lineage: Eukaryota; Metazoa; Chordata; Amphibia; Anura; Bufonidae. Gene Ontology annotation, cellular component: cytoplasm. The transcript is spliced from 14 exons.